AUGUCUAUGCCUCGGAAACUAUGGGACUUCUCUAAAGAAUGUAUGGAUGUGGUACCAAACUUCAAGCCAUGCUUGGGAUUUAUCCUGCAGGGUCUGUUAGAAGAACCAACUCAUGAAUGUUGCAUGGGUUACCUGGAACUCAAUGAUAUAUCGAAGCAGAAUCAUGCUGCACAAAGGAUCUGUUUUUGCAUCGAGGAGAUCGGGGCAACAGAUGGUCCUCCUUUCCUUGUUUCCAGAAUCGAUGCUAUACUAGACAUUCAUAUUUCUGGAUCAAUCCUCAAAGUUUUUGGGGAUGUUGGCACUUGGCCACCAAAGUUAGUUUGCUUGAGUGAAAAAGCUGACUGA
Dovyalis caffra is the source of this 345-nucleotide messenger RNA. The record is from the annotation of a GenBank genome assembly. NCBI's taxonomy places the organism in Eukaryota, Viridiplantae, Streptophyta, Magnoliopsida, Malpighiales, Salicaceae.